UUUGCAGUUGUGACGGGCUGUACAGACGGAAUUGGGAAAGAAUAUGCAAAGGAACUGGCCAAGAGAGGCAUGAAUAUUGUCCUCAUCUCCCGCUCCCUCGACAAGUUGCAAAAAGUGUCUGAUGAAAUUGUGCAGGAGUAUAAAGUUCAAACGGAAAUUGUGCAAAAAAACUUCCUAGACGGGCGACCUAUUUAUGAAGAUAUAAGAAAGCGUCUUCAGGAUAAGGAAAUUGGCAUCUUAGUGAAUAACGUGGGAAUGAACAGCUCGACACUGAUGGAGUUUAUACAUCUCUCCGAGAAAGAUAUUUGGAGUUUUAUCAAUGUGAAUGUGGCAUCUGUACCAGGCAUGACAAACCUUGUCCUUCCGGGGAUGCUGUCUAGACGCAAGGGAGCAAUAAUUAACAUUGGUUCCAUUUCUGGAUUGUACCCCGUGGCUCUAGCAGGAAUGUAUACAGCUACCAAGGUAUUUUUAAUGCAAUCACUCUUACUAUAUUAUUACGAAGACAUGAAGUCUUACAAAUAUUUUUAACACACUGGAUAUAUU
This is a messenger RNA of Cherax quadricarinatus, 543 nucleotides long. Lineage: Eukaryota; Metazoa; Arthropoda; Malacostraca; Decapoda; Parastacidae. The record is from RefSeq and is a predicted model, not a curated record.